CAUUGUUCUCGGUGCCCCUCGGGCUUGAGCUACCUUGACUCCGGAGGUGCCGGGCAGUGCCCGGGGGCGCUUUUGCGCGCGGAACGACCGCGGGAUUGGCAUCUAGUCUCUGGAGAGGUGAGCCUGGAGAGCCAGAGCUGGAGCCGCGCGGGCCGAGAGAGCAGCCCGAGGCAAGGGGAUAACGGGCCUGGAGCCAGUGCGGGCAGCCCUGUUGGGGGAGGGGCGUCGGGGGCUCUGUCCCCGUCCCGCGGGCCCCAGCUCUCCCGGUUUAGGCGCCCGGUUGGCUCAGCGACCGGACAUGGACUCUUCUCCCUAGCGGUGAGCUCCGUGUACAUCCAACCAGGGGCGCAGAGUUUAGACUGGAAGGCACAGUGGACGACAUCCCGAGCAGCUCAUUUUACAGAUGGGGAAACUGAGCUUCAGAGGGGGCGUGGCUUGCCCCAGCCAGACUCCUUGUUGAAAUUUGAGGAGGGUGCUGUCUUCUCAGAGAGCCUGGCUGGAGAAGACUGAAGGUCAAGGUUAGAAGCCUGAGUGAUUCCCCCCAGAACGUGGAUGAUGGCCUCUGAGGUGCCGAGAGUAACCACUCCCCUGAGCCCCUUAGUCCGUGUCCCUCAAGAGGAAGAUGACCAGGAGGAGGAGGUCGCCACCAUGAUCCUGGAAGACGACUCCUGGGUGCAGGAAGCUGUGCUGCAGGAGGAUGGCCCUGAGUCGGAGCCCUUUCCCCAGAGCGCCGGCAAGGGCAGCCCCCAUGAGGAGGUGGCCGGAGGGCCACAGGGUGCCCUUGGCCGUCUUCGAGAGCUCUGCCGGCGCUGGCUGAGGCCAGAGGUGCACACCAAGGAGCAAAUGCUGACCGUGCUGCCAAGGGAAAUUCAGGCCUGGCUGCAAGAGCAUCGGCCCGAGAGCAGCGAGGAGGCGGUGGCCCUGGUGGAAGAUUUGACCCAGACCCUUCGGGACAGUGAUUUUGAGAUCCAGAGUGAAAAUGGGGAGAACUCUAACCAAGACAUAUUUGAGGAUGUUGAAUCACAUGAAAUGUUCUCCGAAAUGCCUGAAGGGGAAGGCAUUCCACAAUCUGACUGGGAAAGUGACUUGGAGAGAGACUGCAGCUCCCGGGGGCCCCGGGGAAACACCCCGGGGGAGGACCAUGGGGAGGUGCCACCCCAGAGCAGGGAAGUUGGACAGCUCAUAGGCCUUCAGGGCACCUACCUGGGUGAGAAGCCCUAUGAGUGUCCCCAGUGUGGGAAAACCUUCAGCCGGAAAUCCCACCUCAUCACGCACGAGCGGACCCACACAGGAGAGAAAUACUACAAAUGCAAUGAGUGCGGAAAAAGCUUUAGUGAUGGUUCCAACUUCAGUAGACACCAAACUACUCACACCGGGGAGAAACCUUAUAAGUGCAGGGACUGUGGGAAAAGCUUCAGCCGGAGUGCAAACCUCAUCACCCACCAGAGGAUCCACACGGGAGAGAAACCCUUCCAGUGUGCUGAGUGCGGCAAGAGUUUCAGCAGGAGCCCCAACCUCAUCGCCCAUCAGCGGACUCACACGGGGGAGAAACCGUACUCGUGCCCCGAGUGUGGCAAGAGCUUUGGAAACCGGUCCAGCCUGAACACGCAUCAGGGGAUCCACACAGGAGAGAAGCCCUACGAAUGUAAAGAAUGCGGCGAAAGCUUUAGUUACAACUCCAACCUCAUCAGGCACCAGAGGAUCCACACAGGAGAGAAGCCGUACAAGUGCCCCGACUGCGGGCAGAGGUUCAGCCAGAGCUCGGCCCUCAUCACCCACCGGAGAACUCACACGGGAGAAAAACCUUAUCAGUGCAGCGAGUGCGGGAAGAGCUUCAGCCGCAGCUCCAACCUGGCCACGCACCGGAGGACCCACCUGGUGGAGAAGCCCUACAAGUGCGGGGAGUGCGGGAAGACCUUCAGCCAGAGCUCCAGCCUGAUUGCACACCAGGGGAUGCACACGGGCGAGAAGCCCUACGAGUGCCUGACAUGUGGGGAGAGCUUCAGCUGGAGCUCCAACCUCAUCAAGCACCAGAGAAUCCACACGGGUGAGAAGCCCUACAAAUGCAAUGAGUGUGGGAAAGGCUUCAGCCAGCGCUCCCAGCUGGUGGUGCACCAGAGGACCCACACGGGUGAGAAGCCCUACAAAUGCCUCAUGUGCGGCAAGAGCUUCAGCCGGGGCUCCAUCCUGGUCAUGCAUCAGAGAGCCCAUCUGGGAGACAAGCCAUACAGGUGUCCCGAGUGCGGGAAAGGCUUUAGCUGGAAUUCAGUCCUCAUCAUACACCAGCGAAUACACACCGGGGAGAAGCCCUACAAAUGCCCCGAGUGCGGCAAAGGCUUCAGCAACAGCUCCAAUUUUAUCACACAUCAGAGAACUCAUGUUGGAGAAAAACCCAAUGUAUGCUGUGAAUGUGGAAAACAUUUCAGCCUGAGCUCACACUUAGCUGUCCACAGAUUAGCCCACACUGGAGAAAAGAAACCCUAUAAAUGUGGCCAGUGUGGGAAAAGCUUUGGCCAAAGCUCAUAUCUGGUUUGCUACCAGAGAAUCCACAUGGUGGGGAAGCCCUACAAAUGCCCCAAAUGUGGGAGAGGCUUCAGUGAUCAUUCUGACCUCAUCACACACCAGAGAAUCCACACAGGAGAAAAGCCCUAUAAAUGUGGGGAGUGCCGCACAGGCUUCACGCAGAGCACAGGCCUUAUUAUGCACCAGAGAAUCCACACAGGAGAGAAACCCGGUAAGUGUAGUGAGUGUGGAAAGAGUUUCACCAACGGCUCGCGCUUGGGGACACACUGCUGAACGCACACUGGCGAAAAGCCCUACCAGUGCCCCGAGUGUGGGAAAACGGUCAGUAAGGGUUCCACUCUGACCAGCCAUCAAGGAGAGAAACCCUCUGAGUGUCUGGAAUGUGGGAAACGUUUCAUUGACUGCUCAAACGUCAUUACCCACCGGCGAAUCCACACUGGAGAGAGACUCUAUAAAUGUGGGGAACGUGGGGAGAGCUUCAAUCAGAGCUCAGGUCUUAUUACUCACGAGAGAAUCCACACGGGAGAAAAACCCUAUGGAUGUGCUGAGUGUGGGAGCCAAUUCAACAAUAGCUCACGUAUUAGUGCACGUCAGAGAGCCCACGCCGGGGAGAGACUCUAGGUGUAGGGGACCUAUCUUGAAAACACUGCAGAAUCUACCCCCAAAACGGGUUUGUAUGGCCUUUGAUUCUAUACCACGACACCCACAGGAGAAGGAGAGAGAGCUCAAAACCCAGUCCAACAGACCGUAUUUUGUUUCUCUCACUCAGUACCCACUGGGCUUAUGAAAUACCACUCAAGGCUUUCCUGUCCAUGCUGUUAAAAUGGAAGCUGAUUUCCAGAGGUUUCAGAGACUAGUUCUGAAUCUGACUGUAUCACCAUCUCAGUGUGUCUUCACUGUGAUUCUGUGCCUUAAUUUUCACAGCAUGGUAAUGUGAGGGUGAGAUCCAAAUCCUCCUUCCAGGCCGGAGGCGGCUCUGCCCUCCCGUGGUGAUGGCAUUAAAGAUGUAGAACCAGCAGUGGCUGAGCAGUUUCCUCCCGGCACUGGGCAGCUAAACAAGGAUUUGUUUAUGAGCUAAAUACAUUUCUAAAGGUCUUCCCCUGUUCUGCCUCUGGGAGGACUGGAGCCUCAGAACUGUCUGUGUUUCCCUACAUCCCCUGUCUUAGAUUUACAUGGAGUUACUUGAGAGGAAAGCAUUCUAUUGGGUUAUUUGGAGGAGGGAAGAGGAGGAAAGAUCAAUGCUAAAGGCUGACUUUCUAAACCAUACCAUACCCUACUCUUCCUCCAACAUAUUAGGUUGAACCAUGGGAGAUUGCCAUUUUUGCUCUAUAAAACUAGCGAUUUCAUGAUUCAACCGAAGUAGAAUUUUUGCAUGGUUGAAUUACUCCAAACUGCCAGCAGGGCUGCUGCAGAGCUUUAAAGCUCAUACCGUAUCCUACAAAUGUGAGACCGGGUCUAGAAGAUCGUGAACCAGGGUGAUAAAGUGGGUGAAGUCUUUUCUGUUUGUAAAUAUGUCCAGAACAAUAACUAGGAACCAUGGCGUUGAUUAAGAAGACUCCUGGUUGGAGGAGUUACCGCUCUAUCACCUGCCUCUGACGAGCUCACUAGUUCCCGUCUGUGCUCAGGUGUCCAGGUCCUACGGGGGAGGCCAAGUGCAGGUCGACAGGUUCUGGAGAUUUGGGCAUCUCUCUGGGAGCAGAGUCCCUGGAGGGCCUCUGACAUACACAGCAAAUGGUGCUUGGAAAUAAAUGGAACACAGUUUCUCCCUCUUAAAA
Messenger RNA from Aethalodelphis obliquidens (Pacific white-sided dolphin), 4298 nucleotides. It is a transcript of the gene ZSCAN2, whose product is annotated as zinc finger and SCAN domain containing 2. Gene Ontology annotation, cellular component: nucleus. Gene Ontology annotation, molecular function: DNA-binding transcription factor activity, RNA polymerase II-specific; RNA polymerase II cis-regulatory region sequence-specific DNA binding. Lineage: Eukaryota; Metazoa; Chordata; Mammalia; Artiodactyla; Delphinidae. The record is from RefSeq and is a predicted model, not a curated record. Gene Ontology annotation, biological process: regulation of transcription by RNA polymerase II.